UAGUUCCGUUCGAAAAGCUGUCCGUAGUGAAACAAGCACGUUUUUUGGCUCAGCUGUCAUGUGUCACCCAGAAACCGACCGGUAAAUUAGCUCACUGUGAAUCAGGUGUGAACGUGGAAGAAGUUUCUACAAUUCAGACGGCAACGUCGGAUGAAACCACCAAUUAACAACGUGUGUUGAAAGUGAACACAAGUAACUGACUUUGUACUAAACGGUAGCAGAGAGAAAUUGGUUCCGUUUUGUGAACGAGGGUUCAACAUUAUCCAACUAGAACAGUCUGUUCCUGACCGGGUUGAACAUGGACACGGUGGUUAAAUUCACAAGCCAGAGCCAAGGAAGGGACCGCAUAUUCAGGGCGACCCAAUAUGCUUGUGCUCUGUCGAUAUAUCUGCUUCGAAACAACUCAGAGAGAAAGGACCUUGUGGCCAAACUCAAAAGUCUGGAGACCAACAUGAGCGCUGGACGAAAAUUGUUCAGGCUGGGGAACACAAUAAAUUCCAUUGAGGCUGCUAAGCGAACCAUGCAACUCUCUGACCGAGUGCUGUGCCUGUGCCUUACUGCAGCCAAUGCCAACCGCGCCCUCUACUUUAUCUGUGACAAUGUACUUUGGGCCAGAAGCGUCGGUCUUAUCCGCGAUAUCGACAAGGAACGCUGGAGCCUAAAUUCCUCUCGCUGCUACUUCCUCUCGCUAGUUAUGAGCCUGACCAGAGAUCUUUACAUAGUCGUCCAGUUGAUGACACAGAGAGCAAGAGAUGAACACUUUAGACAGAAAAUGGAGAUGCAUCUCCGUGAGAGUCCUGAAGUAGCUGAAGCUGUCGUUCCUCAGCUGGAUGCGAUUCUUUUUCUGCUGUUUGACAGCCUAAAAUCGCAUCCUGCUGUUGCCUUGGACACGCUGAAAAAUGUAUGCGAUCUCUUCAUUCCCCUUGACAAGUUGGGUAUAUACCAGUCAAAUGCCGGAGUGGUGGGAUUUUGUGGUUUGAUGUCCUCAGUGAUUGGGAUUAUAACCCUCUUACAGCCCAAGUUAAGACUCAAACCAUGAUAAUAAUGGUGGAGAUAAACCUUACUGACUAACUGCAGAUAAAAGGGUUAAUCAUGACAGGUUUUUAAAUGAUUUAGUGUCAUCUACCUGGAGGUAUAAUGGUGGACCGAAGUCAACCUGGUGCACAAUGAGAUUAGGCAACGUCACAUUUUGUAACAUUUAUGUUAGAAUAGCAUUUAUUACACCAAACUCAGGCCAGCAAUAACUGAAGGGAUGACUGGAUUUGAUUGUUUUUUUAACAGAUUUGUGAUUAAGUGAUUGAUUGAACUGAUUACAUCAUGCUUUUGAGACCACGAAAUGACUUGAAUGGGGACCAUUUCAAGGUUAAAACACUGCUUUAAAAGGGAGCAAAUCAAGUUUACAUAGAGGCCUUGUUUAUUUUUCGUAUUUCAAAAGAGCCAAGGCUAAACCUGUGUGCAUUCCUGUCUUCUUCAACACCACAUAUUAACACCAGCACGUUGGUAACUACUGUACUUAAAGGUUCUCUAUAUGGAAUUCAGAGCAUUUCUAUUGCCUUCACACGGCUCUCAACAUGGAGACGGCGGCUUGAUCAGUGCAAACAACAGCAAAAGUGCUGUUGGAGCUAACAGUGUUAACCUGGGGGAGACCGGAGUGUGAGUGUUACACUUCUGCGACAACGCUGUGGGUCUGGGCAGCGUUAUCGACUGUAACCGCUGUAUGAGCUCAGUGCAGAGCGACGGCCAUGAGCUAGCCAGUGGGGGAACAACAGAGAGACUCACAUGCACUAAAAUACACACGCACACAGAGAGGGAGUGUGACUUCAUUCUCUGCUCAGGUAGACAUUACAUCUCUAUAACUUUACAUAGCAAAUAGCUGUUUGCUGCUUUAUUAAUGCUCUGAAUCCCACAUAUAGAACCUUGAAAAUAAGGGCUCCUUACUUAUGAACGUUUUUGCAUUUGCUUUUGCACCUAUCUCUUAGAAAAAGUAAGAUCUUAACCACAGUGGCAUUGCCACUGUCUUUCUCUACUCUCUGUUGGUGAUAAGAUGCUGCUAAAAGUUUUACGUCUAUGAUCCAUGUGAUGAAUAAGCUGCCCUCUCAGCCAAAAGUGCUACCAGAGGGGAAAAAGCAGCUGAGAGAUUUCAGGGGAUUUCUAAGCCUUUUUUUACAAGAGACAUUUUGACUUGUCACAGUAGGAAAAGCACAGAUAAUGACACCAACAGUGGCUCUAUUCUAGUCAAGUGUCCCAUUGAGAGUGACAGUGAGCCAGGGGGCCCAAUACCAGGAACCUGAAAUCAAACAAUUAAAUCAAAUUCAGUAGUCAUUAAUUUCAUUAUUUACACAUGUGCUUUUCCUAUUAUGACAAUUUAAAAUAUAAAAUGUCAUGAUAAUUUUCUUCCUGCCAUUCAAGGCAUGGCCAGGACUUUGACUCAACAGAUUAUUACUUUAUCAUUUAAAGAAAGUGUUAAGAAAUGAUUAAGUAAAAAAAAAAAACUAUGCAUAUAUUACUAUUUGAAUGAGCAAAGACACCCUCAAUGAUGUGAUUACAAUUAAAUUCUUAAUAUAUGAAUUGUAUGCUUGUGUAUAUAUGUUUUUUUUAAAUAUUUGUGACACAGACAAAACAAGUGUACGAGGAUACAUUGGAAACCUCCAACUUCCUCUAGAAAAUGCUAUGAAAACUUCAGUGCUCAAAGCUGCGGGUGCACUUGUCAUUUAUUAUCACAUGUAGUAGUGUCAUUCAUUUCAGAUGGCUUAAUGUUUUCACUGUCACGCUUGAUUGAAAGGUUAAUAAAACACUGAUAAAACUA
This is a messenger RNA of Sebastes umbrosus (honeycomb rockfish), 2806 nucleotides long. It is a transcript of the gene pex11a, whose product is annotated as peroxisomal biogenesis factor 11 alpha. Gene Ontology annotation, biological process: regulation of peroxisome size; peroxisome fission. Gene Ontology annotation, cellular component: peroxisomal membrane. Bases 299 to 1039 code for a protein of 246 amino acids. Lineage: Eukaryota; Metazoa; Chordata; Actinopteri; Perciformes; Sebastidae. The transcript has 3 exons. The record is from RefSeq and is a predicted model, not a curated record.